Messenger RNA from Phyllopteryx taeniolatus (common seadragon), 7231 nucleotides. It is a transcript of the gene spag9b, whose product is annotated as sperm associated antigen 9b. The record is from RefSeq and is a predicted model, not a curated record. Gene Ontology annotation, molecular function: MAP kinase scaffold activity; JUN kinase binding; signaling receptor complex adaptor activity. Gene Ontology annotation, biological process: vesicle-mediated transport. NCBI's taxonomy places the organism in Eukaryota, Metazoa, Chordata, Actinopteri, Syngnathiformes, Syngnathidae. Gene Ontology annotation, cellular component: cytoplasm. The transcript is spliced from 31 exons. Bases 449 to 4486 code for a protein of 1345 amino acids.
GAACAAGUGAAGCCUGUGAGUCAAUGGGGUGGAUGCACAAAUGAUUCAGAAAUGUUUCCACAGUGUUUGAGGAUUAGCUUCAGUUUUCCCAGCACGCUUCGGAGUGACGUCACGGCGAUGGACCUUCCCCAAACACAUGAGCAGCAGGAGCUCAUCUGUUGGACAGUGAAACUAAUCAGAAGCCAAGUGAAGUCUUUUCAGCACUGCUAACAACAACAACAACAACAAGGCUAGGAAAGCUCGUCAAGUCGACUGUGCAGCGAAGCCAGGAAUUCGAGACUAUUUCCCCUGCGUUACAGCGCCUAACAAUUGCGCUAUGCUUUAGAAACAAGGUUUAGUGCUUCGAGAGGAAGAAGGCGAGCAGCCUCCGGACGGACGUCAAGCCGAAGCUCGCGGCUAGCUCGCGCGCGUUAGCCGGGGGAAGGAGUGUGCGAGCGUCGGCAAGAAAAUGGAGUUGGACGACGCCGUCCUCUACCAGGACGACUCCCCCAACUCGACCGUGAUGUCCGAGCGGGUCUCGGGUCUGGCCGGUUCCAUAUACCGAGAGUUCGAGCGGCUCAUCGCCAAGUACGACGAGGACGCGGUGAAGGAACUGAUGCCGCUCGUCGUCGCCGUGCUGGAGAACUUGGACUCUGUGCUGGCUGUCAACCAGGAGCACGAAGUGGAGCUCGAGCUGCUCAAGGAGGACAACGAGCAACUCGUCACGCAGUACGAACGAGAGAAGUCGCUGAGAAAGCAUAUCGAAGAGAGGUACAUUGCAAAUGAAGACUCCUUGGAUGGCGAGAGGAAGGAUCUCCAAGGUCAGGUGGCGACCCUGGAGUCACACACUCGUCAGCUGGAACUAAAAAUGAGAAACUACGCAGAUCAAAUCAUCAGGUUUGAGGAGAGAGAAGCGGAGCUCAAGAAGGAGUACAAUGCUCUCCACCAGAGACACACUGAGAUGAUCCACAGCUACAUGGAGCACUUGGAGCGAACUAAACACCAGCAUGCAGUAACAGCGGAGCCUUCAGAUACGGGCACGGGCACCUCUGCUAGAAUGCGGAAGGAGCGUCCCAUCUCCAUGGGCAUCUUUCAGGUCCCAGGGAUCGAUGGCGUGAGCACUGACCUCCAGAGGGACCCCGUGGAUGUCCAGUCUGAAGCUUGGCGAUUCAAUAACCUCAGCCGUCCCAUGUCCAACACCAGUCUCAAGGAUGAACUGGCCAACACGAGCCACGAAGGAUCGAAAUCUAACACGCCAACCAAGCAGGGAGGUGUCUCCAAACAUGCUCCAUCAUCGUCACAAGGAGGAACAUCUAACACCCCAGUGUCUCACAUAUGUAGCUUGAAAACAAACACCACCUCAUCUGCGAAAAGUGGUGAUUGUCAAACGUCUGCGCCACCAUCGCCUCGUGGCACGGCGUGUAGCGAUACGAGCGCAUCAUCCAGCCUAGCGAGCGUUUCUGGAUCUCCCGUUGCCUGGGCUGUUGCAAAUCAGGAACAAGGUGGCCUCAAUAAGAAUUUGGACUACAACGCUGGCAAACCCAACAUCAGUAAGAGCAUUUCAACGGUGCAGGGUCAACUGGCACAGGAGAAUCAAGAGCCUGCAAGUGCGCUUCUCAACGAUGGCAAAAACAACCUGGAAAAGUCUGAGGUGUUGGCGAUUAUAGAGUCCACUCCUGAGUUGGACAUGGACCUUGAUGGCUGCCAAGGAACAAGCACACCCGCUAAAGGUGGCAUAGAGAAUCUAGCAUUUGACCGGAACACAGACUCUCUGUUUGAGGAGCUGUCCUCUGCAGGAAAUGACUACAUAGGAGAUGUUGAUGAAGGAGCAGACCUUUUAGACUACAACUUUUUAGGUAUGGGCCGUGAAGUCGAACAUCUUAUUCAGGAGAAUGCACAACUUCUGGAGACAAAAAAUGCCCUCAAUGUGGUAAAGAAUGACCUGAUUGCGCGAAUGGAUGAGCUGUCCUGCGAGAAGGAGGUCCUACAAGGGGAGCUUGAAGCCGUCACUAAGGCCAAGAACAGAUUAGAGGAGAAGAGCAAAGAUUUAGAAGACGAAUUGAAGAAAGUUCGAGCUGAACUUGGGGACAGCAAACGCAAGUCUAAGACCGAGAAUGAGGAUGAUAGCGACGUGCCCACGGCACAGAGGAAACGUUUCACCAGGGUGGAAAUGGCCAGAGUCCUGAUGGAGAGGAACCAGUAUAAGGAGAGGCUGAUGGAGCUGCAAGAGGCUGUCAGAUGGACAGAGAUGAUUCGGGCAUCAAAGGAAAACCCAGCACUUCCAGAGAAGAAGAAAUCCAGCCUCUGGCAGUUUUUCAGCCGUUUGUUCAGUUCGUCGGGCGGCGCAUCUAAGAAGCCUGCUGUGGAAGCCCCAGUCAACGUGAAGUACAAUGCGCCCACCUCGCAGAUUCAACCUUCCGUCAGGAAGAGGAGCAGCGCCUUGCAGCAGUUGCCCAGUGACAAGAGCAAAGCCUUUGAUUUUCUCAAUGAGGAAUUGGCAGUGGAUAGCAUCGUGUCCAGGCGAGAACAGAAGCGGGCGCAGUACCAGCAGGUUAAAGCGCAUGUCCAGAAAGAGGAAGAGGGCAGAGUGCAGGCUUACGGCUGGAGCUUGCCCAAGAAGCACAAAAGCAACGGCGGUCAGGAGACGAUAAAGGACCUACCGGUUCCGGUCUUCCUUAGACCUCUGGAUGAGAAAGAUGCCUCGAUGAAGCUGUGGUGCGCUGCCGGUGUGCACUUAUCCGGAGGGAAAACCAGAGACGGGGGUUCCAUCGUGGGAGCCAGCGUGUUCUACAGCAACGUGUCAGGACCGGAGAGUCCCGAGAAGAAAGUAGGAUCUCAAAGCAGCCUCGAAAAACUGGAUCAAGAACUAAAGGAACAGCAGAAGGAACUACGACAACAGGAUGAAUUGUCAUCGCUGGUGUGGAUUUGUACCAGCGCUCAGUCGACUACUAAAGCUGUAGUCAUUGAUGCCAACCAACCCGGAAUCAUCCUGGACAGCUUCUUUGUGUGUAAUACACAUGUCCUCUGCAUCGCCAGUGUACCAGGCGCAAGAGAGACGGACUAUCCAGCAGGUGAGGAACUAACCCAGAGUUCAGAGUCUGCGUCAGUCGAAAAGGCCCGUUGGCGCGACAGCAGUAGCGGCGCGGCAGGCGGCGGCGGCGGCGGUGUGCUCGGAGGCAUCACUGUCGUGGGCUGUACAGCUGAGGGAGCAACAGCCGUCCCUCGGACGGCAGAAAAUGGAGGGACGGAGGCCACUGAGGAGAGUGGAGGGUCUUCAUGUCAGAGAGGCGUAUACAGUCAACAUGUCUUCACUGAUCCUUUGGGGCUGCAGCAGACAGUAGAGACUUCCGCCAACUCCUCUCAAAGAGAGUGUGACCUGGUGAAAGAUGGCAUGAGUUCAAACUCCACUGCUGAGGAGCAGGAUCUGAUGAGAGAAGAGGCUCAGAAGAUGAACAGCGUCCUGCCCACGAUGUGGCUCGGAGCGCAGAACGGGUGUGUGUAUGUCCACUCAUCUGUGGCGCAGUGGAAGAAGUGUCUCCAUUCUGUAAAGCUGAAAGACUCCGUACUCGGCAUAGUGCACGUGAAAGGGCGCGUCCUGGUCGGCCUUUCCGACGGCACGUUAGCCAUCUUCCACCGUGGAGUCGAUGGACAGUGGGAUCUGAGCAACUACCAUCUGCUUGACCUGGGGAAACCUCACCACUCCAUCCGCUGCAUGACUGUGGUACACGACAAGGUGUGGUGUGGUUUCAGGAACAAGAUCUACGUGGUGCAGCCCAAAGCCAUGAAGAUAGAGAAGUCAUUCGACGCGCACCCCCGUAAGGAGAGCCAGGUGCGUCAGUUGGCUUGGGACGGCGACGGCAUCUGGGUGUCCAUCAGGCUGGACUCCACGCUCAGGCUCUUCCACGCCCACACUUUCCAGCACCUACAGGAUGUGGACAUUGAGCCUUAUGUCAGCAAGAUGUUGGGUACGGGGAAACUGGGCUUUUCAUUUGUGCGGAUCACGGCUCUCAUGGUGUCGUGUAAUCGGCUGUGGAUCGGUACCGGCAACGGAGUCAUCGUUUCGAUCCCUCUCGCAGAGACAGCUAACAAGCAAACCAAGGGAGCAGAUGACCGUCCUGGGAAUGCGAUUCGCGUUUACGGUGAUGAGAGCAGUGACAAAGUAGCGGCAGGGACAUUUGUGCCAUACUGCUCCAUGGCUCAUGCCCAGCUCUGUUUCCAUGGACAUCGUGACGCCGUUCAGUUCUUCACUGCCGUCCCGGGUUAUGCCCUUCCAUCUGCAUCCAGCUGUGGAGAUGCGUCGGGGGACAAGACGUCAGAUGCCGCAUCUCAGGAUGGAACCAAGUCUAUGUUGGUGAUGAGUGGAGGAGAAGGCUACAUUGACUUCAGGAUGGGAGACGAGGAGGGGGAAGCGGCUGAAGGCGAGGAUGCGCCGAGGAAACUUAAGUCCCCCCCGUCUAUCGCCGAGCGCAGCCACCUCAUCGUCUGGCAGGUCCUGGACCACGAGUGAUGACCUCUGACCUCGGGACCCUCAGGCCUGCCCCAAGCACUUUGUUUUCAAAACCAAACAAUAAGACGUUAUCGUUUGUUGUAUGCUCAGUUAUUGGACCCGACUGUUUUUCAGUGGAUACAAAAAUGUUAUUUAUUUAUUCAGCACAUCGAUUUUACUGCUCAGUCAUAAACCCAUGCAUACUCCAGUAAAUAAUGUUGUGUGUUAUGGUUUAAUGCAAGUCGUACAAGCUGUUGAUCUAUGAAAUAAUGGACGGGCAAUAAUGUAAAGCGAGACAAAAAAAAAAAAACUGACAAACUCAAUGGGAACACUUUUGGUUGUUUUCCAGUCCCGAAAUGUAAUGGAGUGUCUUUCAACACCCGCAAUCUCCCCAGUCUUGGACAGGGAUUAUUAUUAUUAUUAUUAUUAUCGUGAUUAUCGAAAUAUCUAUUUGAAUAUGCGACCACAGUACAGGCGGCCCCAUUUUGUGCCUUUUUUGUGUGUGACAUUGUAAUGACCGAAUCUUCUGACAAAUGAACGUGGGUGUUUCCCAUGAACGGCUGCGCCGAGGACCCGUGGCGCCGACGCCGCGACAAACGUCGCACGGCUUGGACUCGGCGGAUCCGUCGGGGACGAUCGAAAAGAGAACAUCAUUGCGCAGUCGCGCAUGCGUUUCCAAAUCCUCGGCAGGGGGGCGAUGAUGGAGAACAUUCAAUAGAAAAAUGCACGAUCAGCAAUAUUAUUGGAUGCUUUUACCAAUAUUACAAAGACCUUUAUGUUCUGGGUUGUUUACCAGCAAAAAAGACAAUUAUUCUUUUUCUGAAACAUUUUUUGAUAUGAUGGAAAGAUUGUGAAUUUUUGUCUGACAACUCAGCUUUGACACUAAUGCACGAGAAACAUCAUGGCUAUUACAGUGACAUAUAUAUAUAUAUAUAUAUAUAUAUUUGAUUUGACAGAGUUAAGCUAAGGAAUCCCAUUGCAUAUUGUAUCGCUUUCCUUCAUUGAACUCGUUUUCAAAACCUUUACACAGUUAAAAGAAUGUCAUGAAUGCUACCAAAGGAUUAUUCAUCAAAGCUCGCCACAUGCCGAAUUAACAAUUGUCUCUCCUCGGAAUGUGGCAGCCUCUUAUGCAAACAUGCAUAUUUGUUUUCGUAAGAGAAAUCUUUGUAAAUGUAAAUAAGAUGUAUUUUUAGUGUUACGUUUGGAAAAUGAGGCCGAAUAUUUUCAUAGUGAGAGAGAAGACACAAGUGUUGUGUGGUUGCGCCUCAGCAUUUACAGGUUUUGACAGCAAUAUCGACAUUUCUGCACAAAAUAUUAGCUUUUAUUUGAAUGAACCUUUUAAUGUCUUCUUUUGUGGUGGUGGUGGUGGUGGUGGGCCUCUGUAGCGCAACACUGCAACGCUUUGUGUGUGUUGCCUUUUUUCAGUUUUCCCCAGCAUAAGAUGUGGUCUGAAGGUCCGUUCCCAGCGUGCGUCCGCGCUUGUGCGUCCGCGGUCCCCUCGAGAUAAGACAAACGCGAUCACCGUUUAGCCAUUUCAGUAUUUAUUUCAAUGAUUGAGCCUUUGCAAUUCAGAAUGUUAUGUUUGUCCAUGGCGUAUAGAUUAUCGAGGAUGUAUGACACACGGCCACGCUUUGGUUUCCCUGCCGUAGAAAAUGAGCAGGGCGAGGGGCGACUUGACUGAGCGAUGCGCGAUAUCUGCAGGGAGAGAAGUGAACUGUGCUUCUAAAAGUGGACAAAACGGCCAAAGAAUUUGGGAUGUCUGCACACGCUUCUCCCGGCUCGAAUCUGCAAAAUGAUUGUCAGGGAGUGUUCCAAGUUAGCAGUACACGUUGUUAGCAAUCCAUUAAAAGAGGGUUCAGUGGGCAGAUUUCCUUUCGAUUUGGUCUUUUUCCUCCUUUUACGAGAGUGGUUUCAGAAGUAAAGCUAACUAGCAAACUCGUCCCCGAACGCAACAGUAUCAUUUCUACGUGGUUAGCCUAAUAGUGCCUUGGUCGCGUGUGAACAUUUUUGGGAGACGUAGUCAACAAACACUACAAGUCUACGGUAGUUGCUCGCUGUUCUCUAACAAGGAGCGCAACGGCAUCGUUCGCAAGUGCCUUUCGGUGACUCAAAUCAACUUUUUACGGAUAGGCCUAUUGCGCAUUUCAUGCAUUCCAAAUGCAACACAAAGUGCUGCUUCUGGACUUCGCGGAGAUCAAAACCGAAAAGAAAAAUGGCACCUACUCUUGCCGGUCACGUCAUUGCGUCAUUCGCAUACGACCGAUCACGUUCCUUUUUCACGGAAAGCUUUUUCAAAGGCCAACAACAAAACAAAACCAAAAAAUAAUAAUGUCCUUCAAUGAAAAGCCAACCUUUUAAAUGAUUAAGCGUUGAAAAAGUGCGUAAAGAAAACGUUGAUUCAAGCUUUGUUCUAUUCUUUCGCAAGACAAACGGGGCUGACUGUCCUUUCCCGCCGUCGACCGAUACAUUGACAUCGAGCCCUUGCUUUCCAUCUUCCGUUGGGCCAUUUUCGGGAAGCUGCGGGGACUGGUAACGUGAUUGCUAAUGACCGCGAGAGGAAAGGAGGGCGGGGGGCUCGCUGGUCUCGACUCACGCGAGAUUUGUAGUGUUAGUGCUGCAUGCCGGCGGGUCUCGCGGGACCAAUAUAAUUACGUCACGUGCCGAAGCCCGAGUUUGACCUACGCUAUGUGUCACGUGGAAGCAAUUGACAAAUUCCUUGUGUGUUUUUUGGACAUACUUGGCAAAUAAAGAGGAUUCUGAUUCUGA